AAAAAGCCCCGCCAUAACUCUAUGGAGGCCUUUCGUCUCCAUGCUUUGUUCAAGAAUAUACCUCCAUUUUCUCUGCAAAAGCUCCUCCAUUUCUCUUCAUCUUCUGCUGCAAACCCUAGCGCACGGCGUUUCGUCUCGGACGACUUAAGCGCUGAGGGCAGUUCCAUUUACCGGCACACCCUCAAGUUCCAGCGUCCCACCACCAUUAAAUGGUGCGACCGGUUCCACAACUCCGUCAGUUUUAUCGGUUCAGUGGACCGUCCCCUGGAAAGACGCUAUACGAUAAACGGCGAUCUGUAUGUUUACACCGUGCUCCAUGUCAAACCUUUCCGGGAAGCAAGACGCGAUGUUAGGAUAUUCUUGCAGAUGUGGGAUAGGAUGGCAGAAAUAUCUUUCAAGCAUCUCAAACAAAAUGAUUUGAUUCAUGUUUCAGGUCAUUUAGGAUUUUACACAAAGGCCGAUGACAACGGACAACCCAGACCAUAUCACAAGGUGAUCGUAAAGGAAUUAAAUUAUGUUACACAAUUUGGACAGCCACCAACAUACAAGAAAAUUGAGAAUUUAGAAUCAGAAGGUGGAACAGGUUUGAUAAAACCGAAAAGCCGCCUUUACUUGUGGCAAGUGUUCUUCUACAACCCUGAUGAAUGGUGGGAUAACAGAAAACGUAAGAAAAAACCUAGUCAACCAGAUUUCGAACACAAGCAUACAGGUGAGGUUCUUUGGCUCCAUAAAGGAGAUCCUGUAUGGGUCAGAAAACAACUGCAACUGCACGAUUCGAGAAUGGCAGAACUGGACCAAGUGCGACCUACUGGUAGUCGCGCCGUGUCUCCCAUGCAAUUGUAGGGUUCUCGGUUCCAUCAUUCCAGCUGGUAAAAAUGAAAAUAGAUUUAAAUGUUUUUUUUUCUUCCAUAUUACUUGUCUUCUUAUAUAAUGUAUAAAAUAUCAGAUAAUUUGCUUAUAUUCUAAAAUCUGAGGUUUUUUAAGCAUGUUUAGGAUGUAAGCAGAGCGUAAAUUCUGAGAAAGAAUUUGAAUCCAAAAGGGUGAAACUUGAAAC
This is a messenger RNA of Vitis riparia (riverbank grape), 1054 nucleotides long. Its product is annotated as protein OSB1, mitochondrial. The record is from RefSeq and is a predicted model, not a curated record. Gene Ontology annotation, biological process: mitochondrial DNA replication; positive regulation of helicase activity. Gene Ontology annotation, cellular component: mitochondrial nucleoid. The transcript has 4 exons. Bases 22 to 843 code for a protein of 273 amino acids. NCBI's taxonomy places the organism in Eukaryota, Viridiplantae, Streptophyta, Magnoliopsida, Vitales, Vitaceae. Gene Ontology annotation, molecular function: single-stranded DNA binding.